Molecule: messenger RNA, 2711 nt
Organism: Misgurnus anguillicaudatus (oriental weatherfish)
Lineage: Eukaryota; Metazoa; Chordata; Actinopteri; Cypriniformes; Cobitidae
Gene: slc25a1b
Product: slc25a1 solute carrier family 25 member 1b
Biological process (GO): mitochondrial citrate transmembrane transport
Cellular component (GO): mitochondrion
Molecular function (GO): citrate secondary active transmembrane transporter activity
Source: RefSeq, a predicted model, not a curated record
AUCUGACCCACUGACAGUGAGAGAGGAAACUUUGGGCUGUCAAAAGAUCAGAAGAGCUCCAGAAAGCCCUUCACGUCAUAUAUGAGCUCCGUUUAUCCCGCUUAUAAGUGCCUCAGCUGUGAAUGAAUCGCGCGUGCCUCUGCUUUUAAAACGAGCAAAAUGUCAGGGAACCCGAAAUUUGUGAGUCCUUUCCACAGACCCCACUGUCUAUCCGCCGCUGCCCCCGCCGGCCAAACUAAACUCACCCACCCUGGAAAAGCUAUUUUAGCAGGUGGACUUGCCGGUGGCAUUGAAAUCUGCAUCACGUUCCCUACAGAAUAUGUGAAAACUCAGCUACAGUUAGAUGAAAAGGCCAAUCCACCUCGAUACAGAGGAAUCGUUGAUUGUGUAAAGCAGACGGUACAGGGUCAUGGGGUGAAGGGUCUGUACAGGGGGCUGAGCUCUCUCCUCUAUGGCUCCAUUCCCAAAGCUGCAGUGAGGUUUGGGAUGUUUGAGUUUCUUAGUAACAAAAUGAGGGAUGAAUCUGGGAAGUUGGACAGCACACGUGGUUUGAUCUGCGGGCUGGGUGCAGGUGUGGCUGAAGCUGUAGUUGUUGUGUGUCCUAUGGAGACUAUAAAGGUCAAAUUUAUCCACGAUCAAUCCUCAGCAAACCCAAAGUACAGAGGCUUUUUCCACGGUGUGAGAGAAAUAGUCCGAACACAAGGACUCAAAGGAACAUAUCAGGGUUUAACAGCUACUGUACUAAAGCAAGGCUCCAACCAGGCCAUACGAUUUUAUGUCAUGACCUCGCUGAGAAACUGGUACAAAGGUGAUAACCCCAAUAAGAAUAUUAAUCCUCUUAUAACCGGAGUGUUUGGAGCUGUUGCGGGAGCAGCGAGUGUGUUUGGAAAUACGCCGCUGGAUGUGAUCAAAACAAGAAUGCAGGGAUUAGAAGCUCACAAAUAUAAGAGCACCAUUGACUGUGCCGUCAAGAUCAUGAGACACGAGGGACCAGCCGCAUUCUACAAAGGCACGGUGCCCAGAUUAGGCCGUGUGUGUUUGGACGUGGCUAUAGUGUUUAUAAUCUAUGAUGAAGUGGUUAAAGUUCUCAACAAGGUUUGGAAGACCGAUUAAUGAUGUUGAUCAAACAUAGUGAUGGGCGAAGUCUGCCCCUCAUGACAUCAUGCUGGUGUGACGACCGGGAACAUUUACACAGGGGCCAAAAUAUUGACAACAACCAAUUGAGUCACUGGAAUGUGCUUAAUUUUCAGUUUAUUCAAGACCCCAACUAAUGUGAGAAAUACACCUAAUACUUGAACAUUAGAUUUAUGAUAAAUAGGAUUUUUUCAGCUCAAGUACCAAUUUUAAAGAUAGAUUUAUUUAAUGAAUAGGGAUAACUUAAUCUUUGGGGAAGCAAAUGGAUUUUAUAAAGCAUUUUAGUGUUGCAGAAAUUUUCUUUUUACUUUUUAAUAAUAAUUUGUUUCUAAAGUGCAAUUCACUCAUUGCAAACAUUCCGGUUUCUUAUUUUCUUUACCUCUAAUGAGUGGGUAAAAUUCACCAUAAAAAUAAAAAAUAGAAACGCUGUGCAUCUUAAAAAAAUACCUCGGAUGAUCUAAAGAAGUCAAGUUAUAAAUAAUAGUUUUAUAACCUAUAGUGGUACAUAUAACACAUGCACUUUCAGAUUUGGUAGUAAUCCAGGUUGAAUGAUUAUUUUAAGUGCCUAUAUUAAUAUAGUUUUUUUCUUUGUUGAUUAUACUUGUUUACAUUAAGUAAUUGCCAUAAAUUGCAUUUAAUUAUUUCCUGCUGUAAUAGCAUUUCCUAAUGACUUUAAUAUAUGAUUGUGUCUGAAAUUUUGCUCUGUUUUGGGCUGGAUUUGAAUACAUGUUUUAAUACUUGUAUGUGCAUAACCACUUAACCCAUAUACUAUAGAAACUCAAGUGAUUUUUACUUAAGGGAGCGUCACCAAAGAGACAGAUUACUCUAUAAUGGUAAAUAUAAUGUUUACUUAUUUGGCCUUAACUAAAUGUACAGUAGUUAAUAAUGUUAAAAGGGUCAACAAAUGUGACCAAUGCUGUUUACUAAAUGCCUUAAAUAUGAUUCACAUGAUGUUUUUAUGUUCCACGGUCUCAUGCUGUCCUACCUCAAAUAUUUAAAAAUAAGUGACUACAUUAAAAUCUCACUAAAUCUUUGAGGGAAAAGUAACACGAUAUAAAAAUAACAUAUAAUGGAUGACAUUUUAAGAAGCGAAUGUCUACUUUUCAUCAUUGCAAUGUAAACCAUAAUGUAAACAUUUCAUAUUUUACAAGUAUGUUAACUUAUGAUAUGCAGUAGUUUUAUAGGUUAAAAGUAUCCAGGUGAGGGAACAGCUAAUAAUGUGUGCUGUUUACCUUUACCAUGCAUCAUGUGUGGUGGUUAUGGGAUCAUAAAAGUCUUUAUUUUGCAGUAUCCAUCAGACUUCUGUUCAUUGUGUUGUUGCCAAAUCAGAUGUAAUGUAUGUAUAUGCUUUUGUAAACGCAGCUGACCCAUGUUGGGAUGGAGAACAAUACCAGAUGUUAACAUAGGAUUUUAUUUUGUGUUUCUGACAUCAGAGUGCAUUCCAGAUGUGUGACCUUAAACAUGCAUUAAUUGACAUGUUUACAAGAAAUUAAAUCUGAGGACAGAUGUAAUGUUUAAGCAUAUUGUGCCUUCAGAUCAUGUUCUCAUUUGGAAUAAAUGAUGCUGACUGUGUAAAA